Messenger RNA from Epinephelus fuscoguttatus (brown-marbled grouper), 1302 nucleotides. Its product is annotated as acidic mammalian chitinase-like. Gene Ontology annotation, biological process: chitin catabolic process; carbohydrate metabolic process. The record is from RefSeq and is a predicted model, not a curated record. Bases 1 to 1302 code for a protein of 433 amino acids. Gene Ontology annotation, cellular component: extracellular region. The transcript is spliced from 12 exons. Gene Ontology annotation, molecular function: chitin binding; chitinase activity. NCBI's taxonomy places the organism in Eukaryota, Metazoa, Chordata, Actinopteri, Perciformes, Serranidae.
AUGUGUAGGCUCACUCUGACUGCAGGUCUCUGUUUGAUGAUGGCCAGCUUGGCCUCUUCCCACAGGCUGGUGUGUUACUACAACAGCUUGUCUGAAAAAAGAGGGAAGUUCAUGGUUUCAAAUAUUGAUCCAAACAAGUGUACCCACAUGAUCUACGCCUUCUCUGACAUUAACAAACAACACAGGCUGGUCCCGAGCACAGCAACUGACAUACUACGCUAUCAGGCCUUCAAUGGACUCAAAACUAGAAAUCCACUGCUUAAAACCCUGUUGGCUGUUGGUGGCCUGAACUUUAACACACAAAAAUUCAGUGCAAUGGUGGCAACACAACAAAACAGAGCAAAGUUUAUCAGGUCUGCUAUCACACUACUGAGAGCAAAUGGUUUUGAUGGGAUAACCCUUGACUGGCGGUACCCUGGAGGAGCUGGAAGCCGACCACAGGACAAGCAUAGAUUCACACUGCUGUGCAAGGAGCUCAAAGAGGCCUUUAUGGCUGAGGGAACAGCAGAUAACCGAUUACUGGUCACUGCCAGUGUCUCUGCUGAGAAAGCAAUCAUCGAUGCCAGUUACGAAGUCCCACAGAUUGCAACGUACCUGGAUUUCAUUAAUGUGCUGACAUUUGACUUUCACCGCCCCUGGGAAAGUGUCACAGGACAUCACAGCCCCUUAUAUCAGGGAUCCCAGGACACUGGAAACAACAUCUACGCUAACACUGACUAUGCCAUGCGGUACUGGCGGGACCACGGAGCACCGCCACAAAAGAUAAACAUGGGGUUAGCAGCAUACGGGCGAGUUUUUAACCUCUCCUCUGCAUCCAGUGUUGUUGGAGCACCAGCCAGUGGUGCCGGUAUAGGAGGUCUCUUCACUGGUGAAGAAGGACUCUGGGCCUAUUAUGAGACUUGCCUUUAUCUUGAAAGAGUAGAAGUCCGGAUGAUCUCUGAUCAGAGCGUUCCAUACGCCACCACAGGAAAUCAGUGGGUUGGAUUUGACAACCACUACAGCCUUGAAGUUAAGACCAGUUACCUAAAGGCUAACAACUUUGGAGGAGCUUUUGUCUGGUCUCUGGACCUGGAUGACACUAGUGGACAGUUCUGUAAACAGGGCAACAACCCUUUCAUCAGCCACCUGCACACUCUCCUGUGUCCAGAUUUUCCUGACCUUACAGCUACAACAAACACUGCCACAACUGAAGCUCCCACAACAGCCACUCCAACAACAGCCACUCCAACAACAGCCGCUCCCACAACAAUCUCUCAGGUCAUUAAAUCAUGUUUUUCUGACUUCACCCAAAACAGGAUCUAG